This is a messenger RNA of Vicugna pacos (alpaca), 1325 nucleotides long. The record is from RefSeq and is a predicted model, not a curated record. Lineage: Eukaryota; Metazoa; Chordata; Mammalia; Artiodactyla; Camelidae.
AUGAAAAAAUAUACAGCGGUGCCUCUUUACCAAUUAUUUUUUAUAUUUGCUUUUUUUUUGGCUUUUUUAGAGCAAUCAAGUUAGAGGAUUAUAUGACUUCUAUCUGCCGAGAGAAGAACUGUGGAUCUACAACAUGGAAACUGGAAGAUGGAAAAAAAUUAACACUGAAGGUGAUGUUCCUCCUUCUAUGUCAGGAAGCUGUGCUGUGUGUGUAGACAGGGUGCUGUAUUUGUUUGGAGGACACCAUUCAAGAGGCAAUACGAAUAAGUUCUACAUGCUGGAUUCAAGGUCUACAGACAGAGUGCUACAAUGGGAGAGAAUUGACUGCCAAGGAAUUCCUCCGUCAUCAAAGGACAAGCUUGGUGUCUGGGUAUAUAAAAACAAGUUAAUAUUUUUUGGAGGGUAUGGAUAUUUACCUGAAGACAAAGUUUUGGGAACUUUUGAAUUUGAUGAAUCGUCUUUUUGGAAUUCAAGUCAUCCGAGAGGAUGGAAUGAUCAUGUACAUAUUUUAGACACUGAAACAUUUAUCUGGAGCCAGCCUGUAACUACUGGUAAAGCACCUUCACCUCGUGCUGCCCAUGCCUGUGCAACUGUUGGAAACAAAGGCUUCGUGUUUGGAGGCAGAUAUCGAGAUGCCAGAAUGAAUGAUCUUCACUAUCUUAAUCUGGAUACAUGGGAGUGGAAUGAAUUAAUUCCACAAGGCAUAUGCCCAGUUGGCCGAUCUUGGCACUCACUAACACCAGUUUCUUCAGAUCAUCUCUUUCUCUUUGGAGGAUUCACCACUGAUAAACAGCCACUAAGUGAUGCCUGGACUUACUGCAUCAGUAAAAAUGAAUGGAUACGAUUUAAUCAUCCCUAUGCUGAAAAACCAAGAUUAUGGCAUACAGCUUGUGCCAGUGAUGAAGGAGAAGUAAUUGUUUUUGGUGGGUGUGCCAAUAACCUCCUUGUCCAUCACAGAGCUGCACACAGUAAUGAAAUACUUAUAUUUUCAGUUCAACCAAAAUCUCUUGUAAGGCUAAGCUUAGAAGCAGUCAUUUGCUUUAAAGAAAUGUUAGCCAACUCAUGGAACUGCCUUCCGAAACACUUACUUCACAGUGUUAAUCAGAGGUUUGGUAGUAACAACACUUCUGGAUCUUAAGGCUUCAUAAGUAAUGCCUCUGAUCACUUGCAUGGACAGCAAUUCUGUAAACAUCAAAGUGACAUCAUUUGUAUAAUUAUAUGCAUUGUUGUAGUUUGCAGCUUUUUGGUUUUAAUGUGCAUGUGAAUGGCCUAGAGAACCUAUUUUUGUGUCUAAAGUUUACAAUAAAUGUAUUUAACACCAGUAA